Somion occarium is the source of this 3101-nucleotide messenger RNA. NCBI's taxonomy places the organism in Eukaryota, Fungi, Basidiomycota, Agaricomycetes, Polyporales, Cerrenaceae. The record is from the annotation of a GenBank genome assembly.
CGCAUGAAUAUUCCUCGGCAUUCACCGUACUCGCUUUCUUGUUUAGUUCUUGCUUUCUCGCAUUGUACAGUAUCACCUCAGGAUGACCGUAAUACUUACCGCAAUGUACUUGCACAUAUGACCAUAGAUGUUUCACUCAUGGAAAGGAUCUCAUCCACUCUUUCCGGUAUACUGCUUUAGAUGAGACUAUCUUGGCUUCUAUUGGCUUCUGUCAUAUCAGGGACCAUCAAGCGCAACCCAUUGAUUACGCAGCCCUUCCUCAUCCCACCCUGAGUCCAAUACCUAAGGACGUGUACAUGGUCCAAAUCUUCGCUCUCCUGGUCGGAAUCGAGACGUAUGCAUGCCCGGAUUUCGAUGCGGUUGACGGAGCACUGCAGGAUAUCGAGCACGUUCACCGAUAUCUCAGGCAUGACCUGCAUGUGCCAUCCGAUCACAUCUUUACAUUGAAAGACCAGGAUGCAACAAGACAGAACAUCUUAUCUGCAUUUCAGUCCCACCUUAUCGAUAAUACAAACAUCCACGAAGGCGAUGCGAUCAUUUUCCACUUCUCUGGUCAUGGCAGCCGCAGCCCUGCAUUGGCCCAUUAUCGAGAUGACCAGUCCAAAUGACCAGCAAAACGGCCAGCUGGAGAUGAUCAUCCCUUACGAUGAAGGGACUAUUGAUGCGGAUGGGUACGCUAUCUGUGGGAUCCCCGAUCGUACUCUCGGCGCACUGUUGGACAUGCUCGCGAUUUCGCAUAGCGAUAACAUAACGGUCGUGCUGGACUGUUGUCAUAGUGGUCAUGGGACUCGUGGCGGCAUGUCUCGCGCACCUCCUUUCAAAGCCCGUUGCCUGGAGCCUAAACGUGCCACUCCAGUUCGCGAGAAUGUAGAUCGCCAGAUAUGGGACUCAGAGCGUUUACGGGAUUCGUUAUUGCAAAAUCCUGCCCAGAGCCAGCAAAGGUUCGUGCGCGGCGGGUUCACUCAACGCCGGGCCAAGUCUCAUGUGCUGAUGGCCGCCUGUGGACAGAACGAGAGUGCGUUUGGAGGUGAGAGCGGAGGCUUGUUCACUACAUCUUGGCUCGAAGCCCUUCGAAAUGAAAAGAUCCGUCCCCGUUCAUAUGCACAGCUUUUGAAAUACGUCAAUGAGGAUCUCGAUAAACUGCGCAAGGAAUACCCUGGAUUUGUCAUCCAGCAUCCACAAUGCGAAGGUGUUACUCGCGAUCGACUUGUCUUUGAGAAGACACAGGUGGAUCCCAACGCAUUCGAUGUUGUAUGGGAGAGUAACGAUCGUUGUCGAAUCAAUGGACCGUGCCAAGUCAUGGGUGUCACCUCGGGCACUUGUCUGGAGCUUUACAACAUGAAUGACCAUCUCCAAAUCAAUCGCAUUCUUGGAACCGCUGUUGUUCGAGAGGUGUUUUCGGAUCAUUGCUUUGCUGAAGUUGCAAAAGGGACAAAAGUUACUGGAGAACACCACACCGCCCGUAUUCUCAACCAUCCCUAUCGCCUGCGCUUUGCCGUCGUAAACCAUUCCCCAGGUUCUCAAAUCGCUGACGAUAUCAAUCGGAUUAUAGACAGUGGCCUUUUCAAAAUGGAUUCAGAGUUCUAUGCAGUCUUAGAACACGUCUUGGAGCCGGAUGACGCGGAUCUUGUACUCACGAUUGACGACGUCAAUGGCGGCCGAGUCAUCAUGAAACGUCGAGAUGUGCAUCUAAGGGACCUGCUGUGUCCUCAGCUGGAUCUGAGGGAUGUCAGGACAGCGGACUUUCCCAAGAUACUGAAUGCUAUCGCGCGCUUCAACUUUUGUCUUGGUCGGGUCAACGAGUUGCAUCCUUUUGUUGGCUAUGUACAAAUGGAGUUUCAUCUUGUAGGAGAGGAUCUGGAUUUAAAUCGCUCUAUCGACGCGCGACUCACGAGGCCAAGGAUGUUGAGCCGGGAAGUGCUCUUUCGAAAUGAUGAGGCGAAAGUCAUCCAAAGUAAUAACGAUGACUACGCUUUUGUCUUGCGCAACAGCAGCUCAGCUGACUUAUUCGCUCAUGUUGUUUAUUUCGAUCCUGGCACGUAUGAAAUUACUGUCUGGUACUCCCCGUGGGAAGAAGACAAACCAACUCUGCUCUCCGAACACACACUACAGGUCGGGGCGAGCCCAGAGCACCAUCAGACGUUUCAAUUCUUCCUACCACAAGGAACUGAUAGCGACACGAGCUCUAUCAAGGUUUUUCUCAUGGAUGCGCCGACGAAAAUGACUUUUAUGGAACAGCUGCCUCAAGUGGGUCGAGACGAACAUGGGAACAGUCAUGUGGGACGCACAAGCAGGGACGCGACCAAACCUAGUGUACAUACUCCGCCACAGAAGGGCGGUUGGGAUAGUAUCACUCGCAGAAUAACGGUCACCAAACGAUAGGAUACGCUUUCUGAUCUAAGGGGUAACUUUUGCGUUCUAAGAUUUGUUCUCCGGAUAACCGAGGUAUUUGACGCAUAGUCACUGAACGUAACGCUAACGGCUUCCUUUGCUUCACCUAUAGUUAAAUUCGCAAGCAUUAGACAUGUUACUCGGUUCCUGUUCAGUCUCUUCCAUAUGCGAGCUUAUGCGACACCUUUAUUUAGCCCAUUCUCACGGAAAACUGGUGAGAAUACAACAUUAUCAUUCAAGGCAACUCUUUUUCUCGAAGGUACCUCUAGAGACGUCGAGCGCGGCAUCUUCCAAGAGUUUAUUGCACAGUGUCUUUCUAACUGCGCUGCCUUCGAUCUCCGGUGGUAUGAAAUGCAAGCUUUGAUGGCUUCUGAUAUUAUGACUUGAGUCCAACAAGUACAGAGGAAGUUGAUGAUCCUCGGUUGCUUGAGGCUCUGCUUCUUCUCCGAGGAUAUGGAAACCCAGGUAGCAUAUACGCCACUGGCCGAUGGGUAUUUCUGACAACGGACACUGUUACAAGUUCUCGCCUUUGUGCUUUCUUGAAUCUUGCCGACAUUCUGUGCUUCGGCAGAAACGCUGCUCCUCCGCGGCGCCGACACCGUACAUUUCAUCAUGGGAUACACGGCCUGCCGCAGAAGAGGUAUGUGAGAACUGUUCGGCUUGAGAUCACAAUGGCAUGAGUUUCCUUGACAGACCUGUUGCUGUUACUU